GCAGCCAUGGCCAGCACGUUAAGUCCCAGCACCACAGCGGUGACUCCAGAGCAGCCUGCGAUGUCAGAGCGCAUCAGGAAUGCUGCUGACAUCUCUGUCAUUGUCAUCUAUUUUGUGGCGGUGAUGGCAGUUGGGUUGUGGGCCAUGGUGAGGUCCAACCGGAGCACUGUUGGAGGCUUCUUCUUGGCUGGUCGAGAAAUAUCCUGGUGGCCGAUGGGUGCUUCCCUUUUUGCCAGUAACAUCGGCAGCAACCAGUUUGUGGGGAUGGCGGGGACUGGCGCAGCCUCAGGCAUUGCUAUUGCAGCAUUGGAAUGGAAUGCCUUAGUGAUGUUGCUGAUUCUGGGGUGGAUUUUUGUCCCCACAUUCAUCAAGGCAGGGGUGAUGACCAGUCCAGAAUAUCUAAAGAAGCGCUUUGGCGGGAAGAGACUCAAUAUUUACUUCUCUGUCCUGUCCCUCUUCAUCUGUGUGGCUUUGUCAAUCUCAGCUAACAUAUUCUCUGGAGCCAUAUUCAUCAACUUAGCCUUGGGAUUGAACCUUUACCUGGCAGUCUUUAUCCUUUUAGCUAUCACAGCUGUUUACACAAUCACUGGUGAGUCCCCUGUCAUUGUGCAGCGCUGCCUCUCAGGCAAGAACAUGUCUCAUGUGAAGGCCGCCUGUAUCAUGUGUGGGUACCUGAAGCUGCUGCCCAUGUUCCUCAUGGUGAUGCCAGGAAUGAUCAGCCGCAUCCUGUACCCAGAUAUGGUGGCAUGUGUCGUACCUUCUGAGUGUAUGAAACACUGUGGAAUGGAAGUUGGCUGCACUAACUAUGCCUACCCCCUGCUGGUGAUGGAACUGAUGCCUAAUGGACUGCGAGGCCUGAUGCUGUCGGUCAUGUUGGCCUCUCUCAUGAGCUCUCUGACCUCCAUCUUCAACAGCGCCAGCACAGUCUUCACCAUGGACCUCUACACCAAGAUGCGGAAGCAGGCGUCAGAGAAAGAGCUCCUUAUGGCUGGACGGUUAUUUAUUCUUCUAUUAAUUGUCGUCAGCAUUUUGUGGGUCCCGUUGCUUCAGAUAUCUCAGAACGGACAACUCACGAGAUAUACGACAUCGAUUAAUAGCUACCUUGCACCUCCAGUAGGUGCUGUCUACCUACUUGCCAUCUUCUGUAAAAGAGUCAAUGAACAGGGAGCUUUCUGGGGCCUUAUUGUUGGGCUCAUGAUUGGCCUUAUUCGUAUGAUCGCAGAGUUUGCCUAUGGGACAGGGAGUUGCGUGGCUCCUAGUAACUGUCCCACGAUUAUCUGUGGAGUGCACUACUUUUAUUUCAGCAUCAUUCUUUUUUUUGUGACCCUCCUGGUUGUGCUGGGAGUCUCCCUGAUGACUAAACCCAUUCCUGAUGUACACCUUCACCGCCUGUGCUGGGCUCUUCGAAACAGUACAGAGGAACGCAUCAAUUUAGACCCAGAUGAGAAAAGAGAGGAAGAGGAGGAUGAUGGUGUUGAAGAAGAUGAUCUUGAAGACUCUCGUGGGUGUUUCAAGAAGGCAUAUGACUUAUUCUGUGGUCUGCAGAGGAAAGGCCCCAAACUGACCAAGGAGGAGGAGGAAGCCCUGAAGAAGAAGCUGACAGACACCUCUGAGAAGCCCUUGUGGAGAAUGGUGGUGAACAUCAACGCCAUCCUUCUCCUGGCAGUAGGGGUCUUUGUUUAUGGCUACUUUGCUUGA
Elephantulus edwardii (Cape elephant shrew) is the source of this 1698-nucleotide messenger RNA. RefSeq names its product low affinity sodium-glucose cotransporter-like. The record is from RefSeq and is a predicted model, not a curated record. The transcript has 13 exons. Gene Ontology annotation, molecular function: D-glucose:sodium symporter activity. NCBI's taxonomy places the organism in Eukaryota, Metazoa, Chordata, Mammalia, Macroscelidea, Macroscelididae. Bases 7 to 1698 code for a protein of 563 amino acids. Gene Ontology annotation, cellular component: plasma membrane. Gene Ontology annotation, biological process: sodium ion transport; transmembrane transport.